GCAUCCAUUUAUCCAAAAUAUUUGUGUUUCCGUUUUUUAUUUUGUUUUAAGGUUUUUCUACAUUCAAAACCACACAAAAGGAUUUGCCUGGAACAUGAAGAGUAUAGUGGCUCAGACGGAAGGCCAGCUGCGGCCGGUGAAGGUGUCCCGCUUUGUUUCGGUGCUGAAGAGUUCCCUCGGCGAAUCUCAGGGCAACACCAGCGCGGUCUACAAGGUGGUGGCCCGGAUGACGGCUGGCCAGGUGGAGUUCCGGUGGUCGCCGCACCUGGCCUCGCUGGCCGGCCGCCCGGACGAGGAGACCCACGUGCUGUGGCGGCCGUACGUGAGCUUCAACACACGCCUCACGCGCAAACUGUCCGGCGCCAUGGAGCGACGCGGCUCCAGCAUCAACUUCCUGGGCCGCAGUCUGGCCAAGAAGGGCUCCCAUCCGCGCGUCUCGACCUGCGUCCUGCCGGUGAAGACGCGCCAUGCCCCCAAAACGGUGCAGGGACGCGAGUGGCCCAUCUGGCGCCAGUCCUCGGUGCGCCCGCUGCUCCUGCCCUCGUCCAACCUGUGGACGGGUGUGCUCAGCCAGCGUUUCUAUGUGCCCAGGCUGCGGCCCGUUGAGGAGGAUGAGGUAGAACGGCGGGCGGUGCCCCAGCUGACGAUCACCAGGGAGCAGGCCGAGGAGGAGGAGCAGCAGCUCCAAAGGCGAAGGGAUGGCAGUCGCCUCCGCAACCAGCACUCGCCGAUUCCCAUGACGUCAAGGGCGUUCGAGGAGGAGGACUUCCAGGAGCACAGGGAGCAACAUGUGCGCCAUCGCAAGCCCUACCUGCCCAGCGAACUGAUGACGCCCCAAAUGGCCAGCAAGUGGCAAACCUCCAACAGCCUCGCCAGGGGGCACAGGGAGCAGCAGCUGCUGAAUCUCGAGCAGCAGAUGAAGACCCAGCCAACAGUUCGGAUGACAACGCAAACCUGGGUGAGCGGCAAUCACAGAAGGCACCGCAGUCGGCAGCCCAGCGCCCCAAGGGUUCCGGUUGUCUCCGAGCUCGAGGGCUGGCGGAGAUCGGCCAACCACCAGCCAGUGCCCACCUUCGAGGGCAAGCCCGCCGAGCAGGAGCGCCUGCGCCACGCCAGCUGUAAGACCAGCGCCAGGAGCAUGAAGGACGUCCAGGAGACCAGCAAAAUGGUCUGGGAGCCUGAGGAGAAGGCACCGUGGGGUCGCACCAAGGAGACCGCCGGCCAGUCUGGACGAAUGCCCACCAUCCGGGCGGCCAAGUCGGCUCUCCCGCUGGCCCAGGAGUCGCGGAGCAAGCACCACAGGCUGAUCACCAAGGAGGUGGUCUACAGGCCCCGCGAGGCGAACCCGGAGGCGGAGCACGAGCAGGCGCAGGAGGAGGCAGAUCCCCGCCAUCGUCCCACCGGUGGAGGCAAGAGGGGGGCGAAACGAUCGCCGGAGCGGGAGUUGCUCAAGCAGCACCUGGCCGACCUGCUGGCCUCGGUGCAGGAUCCCGGCUCCUUUCGGAUUGGCUACCAGCCGAAUGCGCCCACCCGGCAGCUGCUCGAGCAGGGCAAGUGCUAUGUGUCGCUGCGCCGGGACCAGCUGAUGCACCUGCAGUUCCCGCGGCCCAACUCGCUGAUCCAAGCGGCCGACCUGGAGGUCAGGGAGUCGCCCCGUAACAACGCGCCAGUCACCACGCUGCAUCGCAAGGACGGUGCCAAGCGACCGCGUCCCGUUGAGGUGGUGGUCAAGCCAUCGCUACUCACUGUGAUCCGGCAGCAGGCCGCCACCUGGGACCACAAUGGCCGGCGGGUCGACAAGCGGUCCAAUUCGAUGGCCGUGCGGCCCAAGAAGGAGGCCUCACUGCGGCACCUGGUUAGGAAUGCCUCCUCCCUGGAGUUCAUCGUCAAGGCCCAGCCCAGGCGCAAGUGGGAGCCCAAGCCGAAAUCGUCUGUCACCGACUUCCACAACGUGGUGAUCAAGAAACUGCCGCAGGUCAGCAGCACACUGGACAUCUGCAGGGCGGCGCAUCCCUUCAAGGACCUCGAGGAGCCGCGCACCAAGGAGAAGGAGGUGGCCGCCAGCUGGAAGCAGGCGCACGUGGCCAGGAACUACAAGUACGAGGCGUCCACCUCCUACAGGAGCGGCGCCCAUCCCGGCAGGCGGAGCUCCACGAGGGACAUGACCGAGGGCUACUUCCUGGCCAAGCGCAGCUCGUCGACGGCGGUCAAUAGGCCACAGGGAUCCUCCAGAAAGGUCAAGCCACCCAGGCAGCCGGUGGUCAGUCCGAAGGUUCAGGUUCCCAGCGUGCAGCGCAAGCAAAGGUCCCAGGACGACCCCGACGAGGAGGCCACCAACCCGCCCCACGUUAGCCAUGGAGAUAGUCGUGCCCGGCCGGCAGCGAGAAGCACACGAUCCGUUUUUACAAGCAAAUCCCGGACCAGCAAAGGCAAAUCCACGUUCGAAGCGGAAUUCCAAAUUGAGCAGUGAACACAACAAUCAUACACAGUAUACACACACACACCUGGUGAAUCGAUGCUCCUCCCCGGAGGCCCCUUUGGAACCGGAAGACCCCCUUCAAGCUAUUCUAUCCCCAGUCACUCGCCCACUUUCAGAACCGAAAAUUCCAAAACCUGGACGGACCCCUUGCGUGAGAAUCGAUCGCACCCAUCGUCAUUCGGCACAUCCUUGGUAGUUCUUUUUCAAACUCUUUGUCCUGGCCUGUUUUUAUAUAGAUACUGUUUUGGAUAAUAGAGACAGCCGUUUCCAGACCGUUUAAGUUGAGAGAUUAGUGUUGCUAGGUGUCGAGAUCGUAGUCGUUGCAUACGUAUUGCCCACUGCCAAAAAUGUCGAGCCCAAUACGCUUUAUAAUAUGGACAGAAGUGACACUAUGUACAAAUUCUGGAAUAAAAACGGAAAUAAUGGAUGUCUCGAAA
This is a messenger RNA of Drosophila biarmipes, 2916 nucleotides long. RefSeq names its product protein xmas. The record is from RefSeq and is a predicted model, not a curated record. NCBI's taxonomy places the organism in Eukaryota, Metazoa, Arthropoda, Insecta, Diptera, Drosophilidae. The transcript is spliced from 3 exons. The coding region runs from base 95 to 2470 and encodes 791 amino acids.